GGCAGAGCUCCGUAUUUAUAGCAAGAAAACUAGCAGAACAAACUAGAAUUUGAUAUACUAAGUCGGAAAAUGAAGCUUACAUCCUCCAUCUUGGUUUUAGUGUGCUCAGCUUGCUGGAUUCAGGCGACAUGGGCUCAAACAACUGAUGACCCAACUGAACCUAGAUGCGGAGGAAGAGGAUUGGGGAAUCUCAUCCCUGCCAUUGUUGGAGACCUCCCCGAGGUAUGUUCUGCCGCUGACCUAGGGGACACACCUCAGUGCUGCUCAAGAGACUACAUCCUCCAGAGACUCAACACAACAGAGGAGGAUUUCAGAGCAGCCUUGAGAGAUGAGCUGCAAACACGGUUCAGACGAUUCAGGGAUAUGGCCGACAGGCUAACAACGUUUCUCGAUGGUGACUUCCUCGAUGGCCUUUUCGCAAGUUUUGCUGACCUCUCGUACCUUCAACGCCGUGGAAACGUAGUCGCAGAAUCUGCGGAUGAGUUUAGACAAAACUUUGACAUUGAGAGAGCCAGAGAAGCCUUAGAGGGACAGGAUUUUAACGUGAUGGAGUUCUUGGAACGAUUCAUCCAGAGAAUUGAGGAUGAGGCAAUUACCGAGUUUGCAUCCACGCAACUAAGCAGCAUACAAGAAUGCGUGAAGAAUGUCAUCCAGGGAAAAGUCAGUGAGGUACGAAUGACGGCUUUUGCAGCUGCUGUGGAGCAAGUACGUCGGGUUCGAACAACUCUGGAUAAACUGACUGGUUUCCUGGAUGGAUUAAACACGACCCUGGGUGGCUUUCAACCACUGUCAGUGUGUGUGAACCGUUUGGUUGAGCUAGCUGACUGUGAUUCUUGCAUUGUGCCGAGGGUCCUCUGCUCAAACUGGUGUGGGGCUUUGGCUAAAGCCUGUUACAGUCCAUUCUACGAUACGUUUAAUGAUCAGUUUAGAAGGUUUUGGCCAAUUGUGCAGAGGACAUUUAAUUCACUGCCAGGGUUGUGGAGGAGACUCAAUGACAACCGCAGGGUGAUCGAUAUUAACUUCGGACAAUUCAGGUCCGCUCUUAGUGAGUGUGCAGAAGACCUUGUCAACGACUUCCUCUCUGGUCUGGGAAAGAGACAAGCUAGCGAUGGUAGUGACAAUACUCCCACUCUCCCCUCCACUCCCAAUUUUGACUUGGGGGAUCUCACCGGAGGAGCAUUUGAAUACGAUCGAUCUGGACCACGACUUUGUCGGUCGUUUAGCAUUACCACCAGAUCCGCUCGUUGCUGGGACGGGGAUAAUGAGAGAGAUAAUGAUAUUCCUUCAUUCGAGACUGACAGCAUUGAUGGACAAGACGAGAAUCCAGCCAUUGUGAUUCCCUCGUCCGACCUCCAGGCCCAGGCCGCCGCCCUUGGUAGUCCAGUGGAUACUCUGAUCAAUGACCCCACCUUCAUUGGCACAGCACCCGAGGGGGUGGCCGGCUCAGGGGGUGCUCUGACCGUAACAGUCUCCCUACUACUGGUCAGUGUGAUGGCCGCUCUGGGAAUGAUGAAUUGAUGCAAAGAUUGAACUAUUUGAACGAAUAAAUUAUGCUGAAGUAAUUUAAAUAUUGUGCUGAUUGUAAUUACAUUUUAAGUGCGUAUAAUUAUUUUUAUAUAAAAUUAUUAUAGUUCAUUCAGCCAUAGUUAUUAUUAAUCUGAA
Molecule: messenger RNA, 1662 nt
Organism: Halichondria panicea
Lineage: Eukaryota; Metazoa; Porifera; Demospongiae; Suberitida; Halichondriidae
Exons: 7
Coding region: 70-1518 (482 amino acids)
Source: RefSeq, a predicted model, not a curated record